GCUCACUGCUCGUCGACCAGUCGAGCCAUCGAGACCGGGUGGUACCGGAACGAGAAGGAGAGAGGAAGAGAGAGAGAGAGAGUUUUUAAAUCCGUCGGUCGACUUAGGAAGAGGAAGAGACUGACGUUCCGGGUCGUUUGACCGUGUAUUUUGUGCUACGCGGAUUAAGCCGGAUCGGGAGGAUGGAGAAAGAUCAGCCGGACUCUCUGGCAACUGUCGCCGUCGUCUCAGAGAAGAUGCCGCAGACCCACAGCCACUAUGCACCAAGUGAGGUCUACUCCACCACCGAGCCACCACCGGCAUACAUGAGACCGCCGACGAAAAGCACGGCUGUGCAGAUCGCUAGGAUCGCUGCUAUUACCCUGAUCACGAUGUCCGUCGUGCUUGGUAGCUUUAUCCUCGCGGCGUCCUGGGUCCAGGCUAGAGCUUCCUGCACGCCGGAAUCAAUCGCGACAAUGCAGGCUGAAUUGAAACGUCAACAGCAACAAACCUACGGAUCGUAUCAGCCGCAAGGUGAAUUCCUCAAGCAUUUGCAGCCAGAAGCUCUGGUACAGGAACCUGUUGAAUCGAAAGAUUCUUUGCAAAGUCUCGCUGCGCCAACGAAGAAGGAAGUCGAUCCGGAUACUAAGGACAUGAAAGCUCAAGGAGAAGGAGAGAACUCGAAAUCUGACAACGAGAAUGGCGAUCGCGACGAUGAUGAUGAUGAUUACGAUGACGAUGAAUUCCCUCCUGUGCACAUCAAGCUUCCUCUUCAAUUGGAUCUUGAUGACAUUGCAGGCACGUUAAUUCAACAAGCUCGUAGCAGAGUUUCCUGCGUGGUUGAAAGACGACGAGCCGACGAGGUGAUGGACGGAACCGGCGACAACGGUUUAGAUAACAGUACCGAUCCGCAGCGUUUCCAGAGACUGAGUGGCGAGCGAGUUGCCAUUCUUUGCGAAUCAGGCGGCCCAAACCAAGAGCAACAGGAGCAAGAGAUGCUUACCCCGAUCAUCGUGCCUCUAGGCACUGUGCAAAUUCCCCUUCAGUCCCAGGAACCUAAUCCGGGCUAUCAUCAAUACCAAAUACACACCCAGUAUCAAGUUCCCGACAUGCAGCAAUUGCCACUUAGCGACCCACGAGGAUUGAAUCACAUCCCGCCGGGUGUACUUCCUCCUGAGCUUCGUAACCUUCCUCAGUUGACUAUGGAAAUGAGACCACCUCGAAUGGGCCCGCAGACACCUAUGAUGGGACCUCAGAGCAAUCCGAUGGGACCACAAAUCGAAAUGCGUCAGAUCCCUAUCGAACUGCGUCACUUCCCGAUGGAUCCGAUGAGAGGAAUGCGACCGAUGCCUCAGGAUCCUCGUCAGGAACCGCAACAGGUUUCGAUGGUGUAUCAGCAGCAGGCCGAACAAAUUCCCAAUAGUUACAACCAGGAGCAAGGACCAGCUAUGAUGCCACCACCUCCUCCACAACCCGAGGCGCAGGAGCAAGACCCGAGAAUACAGCAGAUACCACCUAUGAUGAUCCCGCAGACCGAACAGAGACCACCUGCCCCACCUCAGGUUACGCCUGAAAAGCCACGCUCACCUUUCCAGGGUAUUCCCAUUGAAAUCAGGAGAAUAAUUCAGCAAGUGCCGUUAGAAAUUAAAAACAUCAUCCAGCACAUUACUGGCGAAGCCAGGGCGAUCCCGGUUCAAGUACCAGAGGGAGCACGUCGUGAGGAACUCAAAUCGUUCCCGGAAGGCGCACGACCAAUACCAUUAGGACCAUUCCCACUUCCGGUGGAAGUGAGAAAUUUGAUUGAGCAUGGAAACAUCGAAGGCCGUCAACGCCCGGAUAAUGGUGAAGAGCAACAAGAAGCAAAAGCUUUCUCAAGUCCGGAGGAUGACAGCGAUGAAGAAAGAAACUUCCCUAUUCCUAUGGAAAUCCGUAACAUAAUUCAUCAGGUUGUAGAGGGUCGUGCUUUCCAAGUUCCGAGAUUUGCAUUGAGACCGGUCAAGUCUAUGGAAGUACCAGUAGAAGCGCAUGCUGAAGUGACCGAUGGCCAGUCCACUGAGCAACAGCAGCCCGAACAUCGGGAACAAGAGCAACAUCAGGCAUCACACAUGAUGAGCAUUCAGCACCAACAAGAGCAGCAACAGCAACAGCAACAGCAGCAGCAACCCAUGCAAGAAGAAGAGUCUCGUCCGCAUUACGUGCAACCACGUUCCGUGCGCUCCGUACCAGAUGAAGUCUUCCUGCAUCGUCGUGAAAAGCGCGUGCGUCGUUGCGCCUGUGAUUGCGCAUGCUAAGAGAUGUAGUUGAUGCAUACUCCGGACGCGGACGGAACGAAUUUACAAAAGAGUCUGUCCGAAAUAAAAUUUAAUAUUCUAAAAGAGCGCGCCAUCCACGCACACUUUGAUCAGAUAUGUUCGCUGCGAUCUCGGCGAAUAGAGCAAAACGUGAGAGAAAUUAACAGUCAAAGUAUACCUUUAUCAGUGUUGCAAUCAUUGCAAAUGCAUCGAAUUGUUGAUCGCAUUAAAUUUUCCCAAUCCCAAAGUAUUUUUACUAUUAUAUUGUUAUAACAGAGCCUGAUAUCCGAAUAACUUUUCUUCCGAUUGCCCAGGAUUCCGCUUGGGAGAAGCGCUUGAUAAAAAACGAAGAGUUAUAAUUCGAAUUAUAUUAACAAACUACAUUUAUACAUACAAUAAAGUAUUGUACGAAGUUGAUAGUAUUUUUAUCUUGCGCGGGGUAGAUAAGUAUUAAUCAAAGCAUACACAGUUGAUGAGAGAUUAAAAAUAAGUGUGCUUAUUGAGGAAUAUCCUAAUUUAACGACACCGUAACUGAAUUUCAGAAUAUUUUCCCUUUUCUAUCAGCCAACAGUACGAGACUAAGACCGUUUAUAAACGUAACAUUUAUAUAUAUAUUGAAAUAUAUUUUACCAACAAUUUGCGAAUUGUUGAUAGGAGUGAUAUUUUCCAAAUCAAUUUAUUAAUUGAUUAUAUUGUUAUUUCAUAGAGAGAAAUAAUGUGAAGAUAGUUUAGAAAUCUGUGAUUCUUCUAUAUAAAUCCCUGUGAAAAUAUGUUUCUGACAAUGCUGCACACGCAUAGUCAAUAUAAUUACUAAUUAAAAUCUUUAUAUAAUAAUCGUCUCUUUUACAUUCCGUUAUUAACUUUAUAUUUUUGUUUAUUUCCCUAUUAUACCCCCGCCUCGCUCGUAAUUAAAGUGAUAGAGAAAAAUAAAAAUAGAUUUCUCUCUUUUUUAUUAAAACGUAAAAGAUAAUUCAAUCUUCUCAAGAAUAUUCUUUGGAACAACACUCUAGUUUUACUGAUUAUUUGCAAAUAUAUUUCUGUACAUUGUUUACGCAUAUCGGAAAUUAAUUUAAGUUUUAUGUGUUUUAUUGAUUUAUAUUCUCUAUGUAUUACAUGUUUUUUUUUCUUUCUCAUGACAAAUAAUAAAGUGAUAUGAUUGAUUAGACUUGAA
Messenger RNA from Wasmannia auropunctata (little fire ant), 3441 nucleotides. RefSeq names its product putative mediator of RNA polymerase II transcription subunit 26. Bases 183 to 2270 code for a protein of 695 amino acids. The transcript has 9 exons. NCBI's taxonomy places the organism in Eukaryota, Metazoa, Arthropoda, Insecta, Hymenoptera, Formicidae. The record is from RefSeq and is a predicted model, not a curated record.